This is a messenger RNA of Vitrella brassicaformis, 8438 nucleotides long. NCBI's taxonomy places the organism in Eukaryota, Vitrellaceae. The record is from the annotation of a GenBank genome assembly.
CCCUGCCCUACCAUCUACCUAGCUGCCCUGCCCGCCCUAUACAAACACACACACAUAGACCAACACACACACACACUAGAUCGACAUAUACCGGUAGGUAUACCACCACCACCACCCCACCCUCCCGUCCGUGCCUUCAGUGAGUCAGCCAUCGCCCAUGGCAGCCCCCGUGACACUGAACCUCUCCCUCUCGUCCUCGCCGCCACCGGACCCCUCGGCCUGGGGCGACAUGCCGGCUUGGGCCCCGGUAUUGGCGCCACCACCACCGCUAUGGAGAGGUGGGUAGAAGGAGAGUGCGGGGACGGAUGUGAGAGGGAGGGGGUUGGGUGAGGGGCUCAGCCGCACCGCAUCACCACAGAUGUUCAGCACGGCGUACGCCUGGUGCUUCUCCUCCUGAAUCAAUGGAUGGAUGGAAGCAGACAGACAGGCAGGCAGAAUGAGUCGAACAGAUCCAUCACGGUGUCUGUGUGUGCGAGUGUGUUCGGUCUUAUUGGACGAGUGUGAGUGUGAUAGGCCUACCGUGAGGAAGAGGUUGUUGAUGCGGUAGCCCAGGAGGGCAUUGCCGCCAAUUGCCAGCACGUGACUCUGACACACACCCCACACCACCAGGUACUUACGCAUUCGGUGCAACGAAGAACGAGUGUGCCUGGUCGGUCGGUCGGUUGGCUGGCUCGCUGACCCGCGCCAUGCAGAGGGCGUCUGUGACGAAUUCGUGGUAGAAGACCUCAAAGUGCUUCAGGGCCGUGGUCUCCUUUAUCACGUGCAGAGCUACCAAACCAAUGUACCUGCACACAUGCACAUGCACACGUGUAUUUCCGGGUGUGUGUCUGUGUGUGUGUGUGUGUUACUUUUCCACUUGGCAGCCGGGGAGUGAACUCAAUGGCGAUACCUGCAGGACAUGCCAUGCCAUGCGCACACAGAUGCACAUCCAUUCGUCCAUCCAUCCAUCCACCAUCCCAUGGACACACCCACUGCACUGCUCUCCUUCCCUUCCCGGACUCACUCACCAGGACGAUUUGUUCCAGCGGGUCCCCGAUGCCCUCCCCCUUGUCCACAUACCCAUACACCUCCCUCUCCUUACCGCCUACACCAACACCAACACCAGCCGGGGUGGUCUCCACACCAGGAGCACCAGGCUUUUUCCCCACAGGCACCCGUCUAUCGCCGUCGUCACGCUGCUGCUGUGUCCAUGGCACAUCGACGGUUGGCGGGUGGCAGGGCGAUGCCGGCUCAGAGUGGAAGGUGAAGAGUCCCUCCUGCAGCUGGGGCGCGGCCAGAGAUGCCCCCCUGCCGGCUGCGGCCCCUUUCUUGUCACCCUGCAUCUUCCUGCUCGCCACAAGGGGUGGGGGCGGCUGCCUCCGACCGUCCAGCAUAGGCGAGCCCUUUGGGUGGCCCUUCAUCGGACUCCCUCUCUCCCUCUCCCUCUCCCUGUCUCGGUCUCUGUUGACAGCUCUCGCGCGAUCCACAAGUGUCGCCGGCGAUGCGGCAGUGGUUUUGCCACCACUCCAGGACAGAUUCAGCCCCAGUUUGCUGAGGGCGAAGGCGCGUAAGUGCCUGUCCGUCUGCUUGGAUGGAGGAGGGGGUGAGGGGAAUGGGGAGGGGGAGGGGUGCAGGUCGGUUGCCGAUGGCUUGCUGGGCCGGCCUGGUGUGGAUCUGAUGACGAGCGAGCCUCCCUCUGGCUGAGAUGAGGUGGUGCGUGAGGGGGAGGGGAGUAGGAGGGAGAUGGAUGGGGGCAGGAGGUAGUGCUCGUCCUCGAUAAAGCCGUGGUGGGCGAGGGCCGCCUCACCGCCAGCAGGGCUGCUGUCUUCAGGACUGCUCUCACCUGCCGACCACACACACACACACACACACACAGACAGACUCUGCUCUCUCUGCUGUGCGACAUUGGCUGUGGGUGCGUCCGUCCGUGGUUUGUGGCUGCACUGCACUGCAUACCUACCUCCCGAGUAGGCGGCUGACAUGUAGCCAUAGACGAGUCCCUCAUUGACGGGGUCCAGCCCACGAGAGAAGACAGGCGGGCCGGGGGGGCCGUUGGUCUGGUCUGCAUGGUUGUUGUGCUGGUGGUGGCCGACGUCCACCGACCACCCAGACUCGAUGCUGUUGUCACGACGGCCGGGGGCGGUGAUGGGAGCCAGGUCACCCGCCCAGCUGCUGUGGGGGAAACUGGGGCCCUCCUGACACACAGGGGAGAGAGGGGUGUGUGGGAUGUGUGUCGUUGUGUCUUUGUGUUGCGUCGCUUCUGCUGACUCUCGGUCCCAUCUGAAGGGCGUGCCCGGUGAGGACCAGCUCGAGUGUGUCUUCCUUCAACACAGAGAUGCGCCACUGACAUACAGACAGACACGAAACGACAAAAUGAACAUACGGCAAAUGGAUGGGUGGAUGGAUGGAUAGACAUCCAUACCUGCAGGGCGGCGAUGCAGCAGGGGAAGACGCCCCUGAGGAACUGCCGGAAGAGCAGCCCCGCGAACAUCUCGUUGCACACCUCACCCAGCCGUUUGGUGAUCUUGGACGACGACGCUCGGACGUCCUCCAACAAAUCGAUACGCCUGACAGCACAACACACACACCACACCCACCCUCCAUCCGUGGCACGGCACCGACCACCAAAAGCCCCAUUGAAUGACUGACAGACUGACUGACCCACCGAAUGGCAAACACGAAAGGCGCCGGGAGCAUGACGGGCGCAUCGGCUGUCGCUGCCACCCCCAUGUUGUUGCUGUUGGUGUUGCUGUUGUCAUUUGGCUGGAUUCCUUCCCUCUGCUGCUGCUGCUGUUGUUGCUGCUGCUGUUGUGUGCGUCCGAUGGCUGCCAGCCAUGGGUCCGGGGGAAAUGCGCCGCCGGGGAGACAGUCGACGGUGCAGAGAGCUGAGUCGGAGGGCACCACGGGGUCAUCAAGGGCUGCCACCAAAUCCUGACAAACCAGAGGACAGACAGACAGACAGACAGACAGACAAACAUGCGUUCGUUCAUUAGGCGUGUGGUGGGUUGGGUAAGAUCUGCAGUCACGUCACGUACCUCAUCGGUCUCAUCGUCGACCUCAAACACAAAGGCGUGUUUACCAUCGCCCUCAUCGCGCCUCACACCCACCCCACCGCCGCCAGCAGCCCCCCCACCGCCCACCCGGGCGUACACAUAGCUGUUGGGCGGCCGCGCACUCACAGUCUGCUCGCACUCCCCCACAUUGCCGUCAAACGACAUGGUCGACACCAACGGGUCACCGGCAGCAACAGCAGCAGCUUGCUGUUGCUGCUGCUGCUGCUGGUCGAGGGAUGCGAGUACCUUGGCCAUCAGACCGCCCUCCAUGCCGGGAGACGGGAUGGGAGAGGCUCGUGCGGGCAGGAGGGGGUCGCCGGGAGACGGUAGCACGGCCGCGGGCAAUGGCUCGCCGGGAAGGGCCGCCUGACAUUGAUUUGAUUGAUGCAGACAGACAGACAGACAGACAGACAGGGAUGGUGAAUGGUGAAUGGUGUAGUAUGGCGCGGCAAGGAGGGGGGAAGGGGUUUGUUUACCUGUGGUGUGCCAAGUUGCAGCAGCGGUGCGUAAGGUGAGGUCAUGGCGGCUGAUGGGUUGGCCGUCGCCAGGUUGGGCGAGAAGAACCGACUCAACGCCAGAAGCAUCUCGGCAGAGCUGACACACAGACAGACACCGCACAUACGCCGUAUGUGCAACCAUACAUCCAUCCUUCCCUUUGCACAUAACAUACGCCACGCACCGGCUCGGCUCACCCACCAGUCGAAAGAUGAGGCCAGCAUCGGUACCCCCCCCUUGUGGUGCGCGAUGCCGCGGAGACUCCGCUGGUGCAGCCGAUCGUACACUGUCUUGCGCAACAAGUCAUCCUGACACACACACACACACAGACAAACACGUGUGACACACAUGCUUGCCAAACAUUGCCUUCACUACCACACGGCCAUUGAUGUUGAUGGGAUGGGUGGGUCGUACCUACCUCAGCUUGUGCGGCUCCGCCUCUGAUGAUACGUGACACCCGUGGCGGCGCCUUGAUGACGAGAGCCGACGGGGGCGGCAGCGGCUUGGCGUACACACCCGUGGCUGACGCAACCCCUGAAUCGAUCGGAUCAAUCAAUGGGAUAAGGAGGGAGGGAGAAAGGGAGGGAGGGAAUGACGUCUGUCUGUGUGGGUCGUCGGGUCGGGUGGCUGUGGUGGCCGUGUGCAUGUGUUGUGUGGACCUACCGGCGAUUGCACAGGGUCCGACGGACAGCUCCACUGUGAGGCCGAAUGCACAGUUGACGCCCAGGAUCUGCAGGCAGGCAGGCAGACACAUUCUUGUAAACACAUUACAUUGAGAGAGGCAUGUUGUAUUGUGCAGCGCAGCUGCAUAGCUACCCACGGCCCAUGGAGGCAGGCAGCCAUGUACCGACCUUCAUCUUGUACAUGAGUUGUCUGUGUAGGUCCAGCUCCAGGAAGGGCAGCGCCUGUGAGACCUCCAUGGCGUGCGCCUCUCCUGACAGCUCACGCUUCAUCCGACACACACGCGCCUCAACCAGCUGACCCCUACACACACACACACACACACACACAUAUACAGAGAGAGAGAGAGGCGCAUGUGUUGACGUAGUCGGUGUGUACCUACCUGCCGGCGAUGGGCAGCCCUUCUGGGCACUCUGUCGUGGCCAGCAGCAUCGAAGGCACAGUGCCCUCCUCACACAUCCUACACACACACCACACCACACCACAUACAAAUCAUGUUUGUGGAGCACCCGGCCAGCCGGCCAGCCGGCCAGCGUGCCUACCUGCAGUUGGCCCGUUCGAAGGGGAAGCCCGCCCCCGACGCGCCGACGAUGGCGCCCAGCGUCUCCUCAGGCAGAUGCAGCAAUGCACACGUACGCCCACGGCCUGCACACACAUACACACGAUUGUGACCACCAUGUCUGUGGCCACCCACCACACACCACCCACACCUAUUUACCUGACGACACCCAUCUGUUUGCGAAGGGGGGUGGUGCCGGGGGCGGCAGCGGCAUCGCCCCAUUCGCAGCAUUGGAGACGGCGCCAGUCGUGGCAUUCAUCCCACCGCCACCACUGACGCCACCACCAGCAACAGCAACCUCCUUGCCCACCGUCACCGUCCCCUCGAGUGUGCGCGACUCUUUCCUGUCGAUGAUAACCGACUGACGGGAGGUGGCUGCGGCGGUGACGUUGGGCUGGCUAGUGAUGGCGGCUGGUGGAUGGUGUGUGAGUAGGGUGGCGCGGUGUCUGGGCGUGAGGACGGCAGCGGUGCCCAUGGCUGAGAGUACGAUGACGUCCUCGUGGAUGGACACUCGCUCGGUGUAGCCGAUGAUGGAGUCGCACUUGAGGGCGGCAGCGUGGGCCCGCAUCUGCAUGCGAUGCCAUGCCAUGCCCCGUCGCAUAUAUGGGAUGCAUGGGGUGGGGGCAGGAGAGAGCAGAGGAGAGAGGAAAGGAAGGCGAUUGCUGUGGGUCAGUCAGUCAGUGUGUGUGUGGCUGGGCUGGUGAGAGCUCACCUCGUCUCUCAGCUCCUGCCACCAGUAGUUCCGCUGAUCCUGACCGACACACACACACACACACACACAAGUAUCCUGGCAAAUCGACACGCACAUCCAUCCACCCCAUAGAUACGCACCAACCUGUGUGAGUUUGUUCUGCAGGAGUUUGACGCUCCUGGCAGCGACGAUGCCGGCGAAGUGCAUUGACAGCUCAGUGGGCAGCCGGUGCAGCGUGAUGAGCUCAAUGGUCUUGGGCGUGUAGACCGAUCGGCCGAUCAACGGCGGCAGAGACGUCGACCUCAGAGGCAGAUCUGGCACGUAGAAUGACGGGGCCUGGUGACCGUACGGACCUAGUGAAGUGAGGGAAAUAAAAGGGGGAAAGAUGAUGACAUGACCAGAGACAGAGGUGUUUGUUUGGAUGGAUGGUGGGCAGGGCACACCUGACUGACCUGCAGCGACGGGUGAGGCUGGGUAGAAUGACGGUGUGUUGUAUCCUCCAGGGACGGCCGGCAGCCCUGUGGUGGCCACAGACGGACGAGACGCACCACCUGUUCACACGCAGACAUAGACACACAACACAUGACAGACAGACGCAUAGCAUCCAUGCGAUGUGAUGCGAUGCGAGUGUGUGCAUGUGAAUUGCAAUGCACCCACCUUACCUACCUUGCUGUUUUGGCGAUGGUGUGGCGACGGCAGGCUUCUUCUCGCCCCCUACGGCUGGCACAGGUGCCUCAAGUGUCUGUGCCGGCUCGGCCUCCCUCUCCCUCUGGACAACCCGCCCGCCGCCCUCCUCAACCAUCUCCAUCGUCAGCGACGGACCUACACACAACACAACACAACACAGUCCAUGCCGUGUAGAUGUGUGUCCGGCCUGGCUUGGUGCUGUCUGUCGCCUCCCUGCCACCCUGCCACCCUGCCACCCUAGCUAGCUACCUACCAUUCAGCUGCACCCCCUGUUUGUCGCUUUUGUUGUCUCUGUCUUCCUCGUUGAUAUCGGUGUCGGUUUCCUCCUCUGUCAGAUUGAUGGUGUCGGCCUCCUGCAGUGGCCGGCCAGCGCCGGGGUGGUCGCCCUCAUCCGAUGCCGACGACUGCCCGGCCGCUCGCCGCACCGGGGGAACGGGCAUCGCCUGCCGGGGGUCCUCGUCGAGAUUGCCGCUGCCCGUCGAAUCUGAUGGAUGGAUGGAUGGAUGACGUCACACACAUCACAUCACUGCGUGCAUUGCUGUGUGUGUGCGUGCCGUGGCGUACCAGCGCUGAGUUUCCGUCUUGGUAGAAGGAAUGCCUGCAGGUUGCCGCUGGUCAGGUGGCUGGCAGGGGGGCCUAGCCGCACGGCCGUUCCGAAGUUGCGGAUGCAUAUCCUGCACACAACACAUGACAUCACAUGCCCCGCCCCCAACCACACACACACACACACACAAACAAACCGGCAAAUCCAACGAACACACACGACGUGACAGGAGAUGAGGUGUGUCGAGUGCACUGCACAUACAUACCUGUCAGUGACAUCGCCCUCAAGGUCGACGCAUUCGGUGUAGCCCAGGACGGCGUUGGCUCCCAUUUGCUGGGCCUUCUUGCCCAACUGACGCCGUGUCUGCAUCGCCGACGUCUGCAGCACACUCCGACGGGCCUCGUUGGAAAACCUGACACCACACGACACAGACAGACAUCGACACAGUAUAUACGUAUCGUAUCCUCGACGUGUGUGUAUCUAUACCUGCUGGAUCUGAUGAGGUCCUUCCAGUCAUAUUCGGGGUCAGCCACCACACUCAGCUCAUCCUACACACACAUAACAAACAUCCACACAUAUGCACACGUGUUCACACACAGGCUUUGCCCUGCACAUGGCCUGCCUGUCUGGAUGCCUGUCUGUCUGUCUGUCUGUCUGUCAAUGAAUGACUCGGACUGACCACGAAUCCGAGAAUCUGUUCGACUCUGUGGAUGUGCUGCUGCGGUGGUGCGGAUAUGGAGAAGAACUGCACACCCACCGACGACUCGCGGAAGGGAUUCAACUCCUCUACAAACUCCAACUUGACCACCAAAAAUAUCUGACCUGGUGGAGUGCAUUGCAACCACAGAGGAACCAACAAACCAUAUCGACUCCACAGAGAUGCGAUCACAUAGAGUGUGGCCGGGCCGGGCCGCCUGCCCUGCCUGCCUGAUCUAUUCAUUGGCUGACCCUGCAUGCCCCUGAGGGUGUCGUAAAUCGGAAGCCACCCCUCGUAUCGGUUCUCGUUGUGGAUCAGCAGGGGGGUGAGGUCGACGUCCAAGUCGCCUAUCACCUGACCCUCAGCCUCGCUCACCUAAGCACACACACACACACGGACCCAAGUGGGUGCAUUUGCAGGUGUGCCUGCCUGGCGGCCUGUACAGUACUGACCUCGAGUUUAAGAGGCGAGUCCUGUAGCUCAGAGUCGUCUGCCACCUCGAUGCGGAAGGGCUGAUCCCACACAGGGUCAGUGCGACGACGAACUGACCGAUGAAUGAACACACGGGUAGACGAAUGGUGCAUGGUGGGACGUGGGUGAGCCUGUCCAUCUGCCAAUCCCACUUACCUGUCGUGGUGCGCUGACGGAAGAACUCUCCAAAGGAGACCUGUCCCCCCAGACCAGAUGGACACGCAAUCAGCACACACACACACUAGUGAAUGCAUUGAUUUCGUGGGCACGCACCGUGUGACACUGUCCUUCCUUGACCGAUUGUCUGUCUGUCAUGGUUGUGUGGCGUGUGUCCUUACAUCUACAUAGCUAUCGACGGAGGUGUCGGUCUUGUCCCGGACAGGCAGGCCGCGGGCGGCUACCACACGCACCUUGAUGGUGCACGGCAUCCCAUCCACUCACUCAGCACAGCCAAUCACUCAGUGGACAAAGUUCCUCACACCUGGACAGACAGAUCUCACGCGUACAUUACAUGACCGGAUGCAUCAACUCAUCAAAAGAGAGAUGCAUUCCAUGCCCUAGCUAGGAGUCCGCUGCUGUUG